AUGGCCCAACCCGAACCAAUCACACUCUACACAUCUGCCACUCCCAAUGGCUUUAAAAUCUCCAUCACCCUCGAAGAACUAGGUCUAUCAUAUAAAGCACGACCCGUGGAUCUCCCAUCCCAGGAGCAGAAAGAAGAAUGGUUCUUGAAAAUCAACCCCAACGGACGUCUCCCCGCAAUCACCGAUGGAGAAACGCGAGUUUUCGAAAGCGGCGCAAUCAUGCUCUACAUAGUCGAGAAGUAUGAUACCGAGCGCAAGAUCAGCUACGCACCUGGAGAUACCCCAGGGUAUUCAGACCAGCUAAGUUGGUUGAUGUGGCAGAUGGGAGGUCUAGGUCCCAUGCAAGGCCAAGCUCACCACUUCACCGGGUUCGCCCCCGUUCGUUCCGACUGGGGCAUCCAGCGCUAUAUCGACGAAACCAAGCGGCUCUACGCGACCCUGAACACCCGUCUCACAGAAUCGCCCUAUGUCGCGGGCGAAAAGUUCACCAUCGCGGAUAUCGCCAGUUUCUGCUGGGUGCGGGCGUCGCCGAAUAUGCUAGGUUUCGAUCUUGAUGAUUGGCCGGCGAUUCGGGAAUGGUAUGAUUCGAUCUUGGCGAGGGAGACCGUGAAGAAGGCCCUGAAAGUGCCAGUGCCAACGAUGACGGAGGAUCAGUUUGCGGUGAUUGUAGCAGGGAAGAGGAAGGAGAUGCUGGAGAGAAGUAACGCGGAUUUGAAUUAG
This is a messenger RNA of Penicillium odoratum, 720 nucleotides long. Its product is annotated as glutathione S-transferase family protein. Lineage: Eukaryota; Fungi; Ascomycota; Eurotiomycetes; Eurotiales; Aspergillaceae. The coding region runs from base 1 to 720 and encodes 239 amino acids. The transcript is spliced from 3 exons. The record is from RefSeq and is a predicted model, not a curated record.